AUGGCCCCACCAAAGAAAUCAAAAGUCACAGACAUCAUAAUAUUAAAAUUCAAAAGAGGUAAAACAACAAUCACCCUCCCCAUAUCAACCAUAUCCCUAGACUCUAUAAAACAAGAACUCACAUCGGCAAUCAAUAGUACAGGCGGAGUACAACCCAUCAAAGAAGAAGAAGAAGCACAAGAGAACUUUGAUGACGAAGAUGCUAUUCCUGUUCCAAAAUCGGAAUAUUUAGAUGAUGAUGUCGAACAACAGACUGAAUCGGACGUGGUGUCGGUAUCCCCCGAUCAGAUACGAAUUGGUAUUCCCAAAGAUCCCACAUCUCCAUAUGAUAACCAAUGGACAGAAAUAGAUUCGGAUGAGAUAUUGUCAGAUAUAAUUUUUAAAGAUUAUGAUAUUUUGGCAUUUGAAUAUUUGGAAAAUCAACCAUUUGAAAUAGUUGAAGCUGCAUAUGAUGAUGAUACUAAUCAAUAA
Messenger RNA from Hemisphaericaspora subhashii, 471 nucleotides. RefSeq lists its product as uncharacterized. The transcript has 2 exons. NCBI's taxonomy places the organism in Eukaryota, Fungi, Ascomycota, Pichiomycetes, Serinales, Debaryomycetaceae. Bases 1 to 471 code for a protein of 156 amino acids. The record is from RefSeq and is a predicted model, not a curated record.